UUCACCGAGAAGUGAUAAACAAGCUGUUGACAGCGGGGCGACAGAACUUGCGGUUGUGCCCGAGGGAAGCAUGUAACUUAUGCUCCGAGGCGGGGAUGGUGACAGUUUCAAAUCCAGAAUAAUAACUUGACAGAAGUUCAUAGUAACCUCGCUGAAACAGCGUAGAUCACCUCAGCAUCUGCACCAUGGGAGACAUGAGAGAGACAGACAGCAUCAUCCAAGACGGAGUUGCAACCCCAGGGGAUGGAGAUGCUCCUGAGGUCAUUGUUGAGUCCAAGGUCCAGAUGAAACGGUCCAUGAACCUGUUUCACUGUACAGCUCUCCUAGUGUCCAUCACAGGCCAUUCAGCAGUCUUCAUAGCACCUUCAACGAUCAUCAAGUAUUCCGGCUCCGUUGGGAUGUCUCUGGUGGCCUGGAUGGUUGGUGGUUUAAUAAAUCUCAGUUUGGCCUUGUGUUUUACCGAACUUGGCACCAUGAUGCCUAAAGCAGGUGGACCAUACGCUUUCAUCUACAGCACAUUUGGCUCCCUGCCAGGCUUCCUGAUCCUGUGGGGUUAUAUCGUGCUGAUCUCAGGACCCUUCUGGGCCUUCCAGUCCAAGACUGCAGCGGUGUACAUUGUGAAGGCUAUCUUCCCAGGAUGUGAUGUUCCGGAAAUGGAAUGGGGUAUCAAACUUUUUGCAGCAUGGAUUAUAGUGUCCUUAGUGACUCUCAACUGUGUGUACAUGAAGUACGUGACCCGGGUGCAGACGAUUCUGUCCAGUACCAAGAUGCUCGCCUUGCUCAUCAUCAUUGCUGGAGGUAUUGCCAUGGUGGCUAAGGGAAACACGGAACACUUCGAGAGUCCCUUUGCAGAUACUACCACAGAUACCGGAGACUUGUCCCUGGCAAUCUUCUUCUCCUUGUUUGGCUACGGUGGCUGGCAGGUGCUGAUGACCCUGUCUGAAGAGGUGAAGAACCCAGGAAGAGUUCUCCCUAUGUCGGUGUUCACAGCGUUCUUCAUUGUGAUCCUGAAAACAGUGCUGGUGAACAUUGCUUACUUCACACUGAUAUCUCCAGAAGAAAUGGCUGCCUCCAGAGCAGUUGGGCUGUUGUUUGUUGAAAGGCUGUAUCCUCCAUUGGUGCCUGUGAUAUCAUUCCUAGUUGGAACCAUCACAGUCGGUGCUUUGAAUGCAGGGAUUCUUGGACAUUCCAGACUGCUGUUUGCUGGCUCCAGGGUGGGGCAUGCCUCAGUUCUGUUUGGGAUGAUCCACCAGAAGUACCUGACUCCUGGACCCUCUAUAGUAAUGCUGGCAGUGUGGUCUCUGGUGAUGCUGUUUGUUGGUGGGUUCACCACAAUGAUGCGAUACAUCACCCUGUUCUCCAACACAAUGAGUAUGAGCGUUGUCAUUGCCUUACUGUACCUGCGCUGGGUGAAACCUGAUGAACCACGUCCAUUCAAGGUACCGUUGUUUGUGCCAGUAUUACAAGUGUUUGUGGUCACUUUCAUCCUGGCGCUAGCUGUGUAUCAGAGACCAGUGGAGAUGGGAACAGCUCUGUUCAUCAUGUGCCUGGGCGUGCCAGCGUACCUCUUUUUUGUCACCUGGACACACAAGCCGAGAUUCAUAGCAACAUUUAUAGAAAAGUUCACAAUUGCCGUCCAGAAGAUAUUUUUUGUUGUGAAGACAUCAUAGUGUAUAGGAUAUAUUAUGGGGACAGAUGUACUUUUAAAAUAUUUGAACUGUGCACAUACAUGUUUAUAUCUGCAUACCAAUAUGCCUCCAGGAUGUACUUAGUAGACUGGAGUUUCGUCAUCAGUGUAAAACCACUGGUUAUAAAGUCAGUCUAUGGUACCUUCAGACAAUACUCUUUACAACAUCAAUAGUUUAAGACCCUUUUAAAAUAUUAUAUAAAAUACAUUAUAUUAUGUUAUUCUAAGUUAUCUUUAACAUGUUUAAGAUGACCCCACAUAUACCAUGAAGGCGACAGUUAUCGUGGACCCUCCCCUAACUUUGCAUAGUUGAGCUUGUUCCCCUGGGUUUGAUUGUGUCAAAUGAAAAGCAGAAUACUACUGUCCAGAUAGACAGGGUUCCACUGUUUAAAGGUGAAACGAUGAGUUUUCAUGUCACGAUGUGACACACGAUACCUUUUUUUCUUUUCAAUAAAAGAUGAUACACUUGCAGAAAUAAAUUACAUACUACUCGUUUAACAUGUGUUUAAUGACCCCCCCAGCAUUUGUCAAUCAAAUAUCGCAAGAUGUGUUGUAAUUAAUUCACUACUAAAAAUAGCCACUAAAAACGUGUCUACAGUUAGCUUUUCCUUUUGAAUCUACUCUGAAAUAUAUUGUCAAGACGUUUGUGCGAUUUGACGUAAAUAUGUGUAUCAUGGUACGUAUCGUGACCCUCAUAUCGUGACCUUGUAUCGUUUUCACCCAUAGUAUUGCAGUAAUAUUUCAGGGAUGGAAAUUAACUCAAAAACAAGCCCUCAGGGCCAGUGAGAUUUUGUUUCUGCAAGGCCUACAAAAGGACACUAAUAUCCAUUCCUUCUCUUUGCUUGAUCAAGCUCUCAAACAAAUUAACACCUGCCGUAUAACAACAUGACGGCUGUAUUAUCAGGCUUAAUUGCAAUGUAAUUAUCAGCAUGUCCUUAUAUUGACAUGACACUCAAAUCAGUACUGAGGCUUGCUUUAUUUGAGGGACCAUAGUAGUUUCAUUGAUAGUGAAAUUUAUUCUUCUGUAUAAACAAUUAAAUAUACAUUUUACAUAUUUGACCCACUGGAAAUGUCAAAUAAAUUAUCAUAAAAUUACUGUAAGCUUGCUGUUAUGAUUGACUUCUAGCCAUUUUUGUUUCUUCGACAUUAUUUAGGACAUAGGUAUUGUUAAAAUGAGAGAAAUAGGAUUUUCCUUCAAUAUUUCAAGAGACAAUUAACUAUGAACAUGUCCAUGACCCACGAUUAGUUGUACACUAUAUGUUGUAUUGCUUUAACCUAUAUCUGCUCAGGAAACAUUCUUGGAUUAAAGACUUUCUUGUAUUCAAUGUCAGAAAAAAAAUUCCUGUAAACCUCUGUGAGCAGCAUCUUUGACAAAUCUAACCUCACUGCUUCAUUUGGUUACGUUGAAAGCCCAAGAUCCUGAGCAUGUUGAACACAAAGACUGAACUGCCCUUUGGACACAUUGAAUAACUUCUGAAUAAUUUCUACUGUUUCUUAUUUCUAAAAUUAUUGACGGGCCCAAAAAGUGUUCUUAUCAUACCCAUACCUUAACAAGGUUUAAUGUUUUCAAUGUUGAUGAAAUUGUUGCCCAUCUUUUUGGUGGAGUAUAUUAAUGAGAUGCUGUGUCUGUUAAUUUUUUAUAAGAGUGUAAUAAUGGACAAACUGUCCCAAACACCGAUUCUUGGUGCAAGGCUACAUGUUGAUACACAGGUGUCUGUCUCCAAACCAGUUGUCUCCCUUUGGUCUCUCUUAUAGUAACUGAUUGUGACUUAAUCAGUGAUGUUAUAUAUUGUUUUUUUUAUUGUUGUUGAUAUACACCAGAAAUGUCUGGUUGUGUCGUUUGUUUUUACAGUAUGCCACAUUUUUACUGUAUUUGUUAAUACAGUACUGUUUAAUAUAUCAUUUCUAAUAUGGUUGGGUAUCAUUGACAGGACAUUCAUAAGAACACACCAGUAACGUGAGUGGCAGGGAUAUUAUUGAGUAUGAAAUUCACAAAAAUCAUAAUUUUUCUACAAAUUGAUUGGCUGGUGCACAAUUACUGUUUCAUUGUUUGCAAAAUGUCCUUUGCAACGUAUCAUAGAUCCAUUUGUUGCCGCGAAUAAUGAUGACCACUUUGUCUGCAAUGUCACAGAAGAUUCUGUGUGGCAUCCGUCUUAUAAUGGAAUGAGUGUCCUGACACUGAUUAUGGGUAAUAAAUUAAAAAUAAAUCUAUUCAUGAAUCAUUUUGACGGAUUAUGUUUCAUAAUUGUUAUGUGUUUUUUAUGGUAAAUCAAAUACAUGAAAUGUGUUUGUUGCAGCUGCAAUUGUAAGAUGGAAGAUGCCAAGCUUGGAUAUUUAGACAUAGCGGGUAUUUUUCAAAUUAAACCAGAAUAUAAAAUGGUUCAAAGUUUAAAUAUAUUAUGCAAGAUUCAAGGCAAUAUGUCACAUGCCACUGAGAACUGGUUGGGUAUGAGGUGCUUUAAAAUCAGUUAUGAUUGUUAUUUUACUAGUAAUGGAGUUGCCAAUUUUGGACAAAGCCCUUUCAUUAUUCAUAAGAAAUCCAACUAUAUCAUGAGCAUGUGUUUAUGAAACACUAUCAAAUAGAUCAUUGGUGAUGCUGGUAUUUCAGUGACCAAGAUAUAUGUGCAUAUUUUUCUUUUCAUUAUUGUACCUUAACUGAAGGUU
Molecule: messenger RNA, 4351 nt
Organism: Haliotis rufescens (red abalone)
Lineage: Eukaryota; Metazoa; Mollusca; Gastropoda; Lepetellida; Haliotidae
Product: cystine/glutamate transporter-like
Exons: 11
Coding region: 186-1670 (494 amino acids)
Biological process (GO): amino acid transmembrane transport
Cellular component (GO): membrane
Molecular function (GO): L-amino acid transmembrane transporter activity
Source: RefSeq, a predicted model, not a curated record